GUGGAGAGCCUUAUACUUAUAGGCAUGGGUGAGGGACCUAGAGGGAAUUAUAUUAGAGAUUCUAGAAGCACAUGUUGCCCUAAUUUUAACCUAGAGGGGCUACUCCCUUGGCUUGCUCUCCAAGGGCGUGACCUUUCUCAUCUAAAAGGUCAAUGGUUGACCCUCUCUUCCUUCAUGGGUUGUCCAUGCUUCAAGGGCUUGGGUCCAAAGCUCCUUUUCUCCAUAAAAGGUGGUGAACUUCAAAAGAGAGAGGUCCUUUAG
This is a messenger RNA of Sphenostylis stenocarpa, 261 nucleotides long. Lineage: Eukaryota; Viridiplantae; Streptophyta; Magnoliopsida; Fabales; Fabaceae. The record is from the annotation of a GenBank genome assembly.